CCAUAGGUCACGUGACUAAACACCCCCUAUUAUUCAGUUUCAUCCAUUUCGAACUUCAGCCAUGUUAGAAAGUAAUGUCAACAGAGGUUCGGUUUGUAAAAAUUCAUUGGGUGAAGCAAACUUCUAAUCUGUUAUAUUGAGGCUGAAUGUCUCUAUUUCAAUGCAUUUGGCUGGAGAAGGAAUGAAGUCUGCUUCUGGUGGAUAGUUUUGUGUUGGAAUUGUAAAGAGCUUUGGCAGCGAGCAUCAUGGACGAACGAAAGAGGAGGGAAAAUCUCGAGACUUACGUUCGAGAUCCUCGGAAUGAACUGUACAUUGAAGGGCUUUUGGUGAGUUAAUGGCUGCUUUAUUCAACUGUCGCACUGUCAGGUGACUCAAGAUAUUACUUUGCUCUGUUUUGCCAGGAUGGAAUUCAGUCGCUGGUGUGCGAUUGUGAUUUUCCAGCCCUGAGACGCAAUAAGAAUGUCGAAAACUUCCUACAAAGAUGUGAGUUGCUUUGGCAUCCUAAUAUUUGCUAACGGUUUUUGAGAGGUACAUACUAAGAUUGAUUUAAUUGUUUUUCAGAUGAGAAACCUAGUAAAGUAAUCGAAGAAUGUCGUAUGAAUGCAAGCGACUUCAAGGUCGUAAAAGUCAUCGGCCGUGGUGCUUUCGGUGAAGUUCAGUUGGUAGGUUACUCAUCCUGUACUUUCGAGCUUAUGACUGACAAUUAUCCCUCUUAAGGGCAAAUGUUGCCAUUAGAUGUUGAUUAAUUUCUUAGCUUUUUAACUACGAAGUGCAUUCACGAGUUCUGCCUCUUGAUUUAUGCAAUUUCCUUUGCUAAUGCGACAGCAGAUGAAUUACUUGAAACUGCACGAGAUACGCGAACAUUUAACAGUACCGUGCUAUCAAAUACGGGCUUUAUCAUUCGAGCUGUUUCGUUUGUCGUUAAAAUAGAAACCUAAUGUUUUAUUCUAUACACUUUUCAGGUGAGGCACAAAGCAUCGAAAAAAGUAUAUGCGAUGAAACUUUUAAGCAAAUUUGAAAUGGUAAGCAAGCCAGACAUGUAAUCGCUUAAAAUACUAUAGGUAUCCUGUUCAAACUUCUAUUUCUGUAUUUUAGCUAGCUAAAAAUUGUAGACAACAGAUAAUUUUUUUUUGGCAAGGAGGAAAACAUAAAAAAAUUAUAGCUAAGAAAAACUACUGCACUAUGAAGACACUGGAAUACAUCGCGUCAACACUACAUCUACAAACUUUUAAUCUAAGGUCAGUCGACAGUUCGAAGUUGUACAAAUUGUAAAUCAUCACUAUUGUUUCCAACAUUCUUCAUGGGUAUGAGAGUUUAAUUCUUGAUGUGUGCCCUUUCCUUUGAGGUCAUAUGUUCCUUUUUUAAGUUGUGUCUUUUUCUCGAACUGUUACCAAUUUGUGAAUCUCGCUGUUGGACUUUUUUCAUUCCGAUGUACCCAUUUCUGAAUGUACACAUAAGCCAUAGCUUUGAUUCUCUUCAAGGACUUUGGCAGCUGAACUGUUUUUUCCUGCUCGAUUCUUGACAGAUCUCUCGUACAGCAACCAUAAAUUAACUUCUUGAUGUUUAACAUAGACAUUGACAUGCACCAAGAUACAAACAAAUUAGCGACAAAAUCACCCUUGGUUUAAUUCCUUAAAUACCUUGGAUAAAUUGGCAAUGUUGAUCUAUACUCAUUUACUGUUUACUUUGUGGCUGUGUUCUUACCAUGUUAAGCCUUAGUUAUGUAUGUAGCCUUCUUUCCUUUCAAAUGCUGCCUAAUUAAUUUCUAGCCUUUAACAAUGUUUUUCACUCUCUAUAAGGGUAUAAAAUACAGUACAUGUAAAUCGAAAAAGGAAAAAAUAAACUUAGUCAGCUCACUAUUUCUGUUCAAUAAUGUUUUGUUAGUGCACCAAGCAUGUGUUCUACAUUGCAAAUGCAUCAGUCAUACUAUUUAAUUCUCAAGGACUAUCUAUCAUAAAUCUUAAAUGGCAACUGCCAUAUUUUUCUAAACAAUGAUAAAACUCAAGAGCAAUCUAAGUUACCCAAGAUGUUCCUGUUAUAGAGUUUUGCAUCAUGCCAACUUUUGAAUUAAUUUCCUUUUGCUGCAUUGGAGAAAAAACUAUUUGUUUUGUUUGAUGGGCCUCACUUUCCUUCUCUUUAAAAGUUCAGUUAAGUAGCUAUGGUAGUUAAUACAUUAUUUUCUGGAAAUUAUUGAAAUACCAUUUGCCAAACAUUAAAAACUUUUACUGUUUCCUCAGGCAGAGGUGCUAGUUUCUGGCUUAGGCUUUUGUUCACCUGUUUUUUUUUUCCUAACAGAUCAAGAGAUCUGAUUCAGCUUUUUUUUGGGAAGAGCGUGAAAUUAUGGCUCAUACCAUCAGCCCAUGGAUUGUGAAGGUUAGUAGACACAUAUCCACUUGUGCUCAGAUGUUCAUAAAGAUAAAAUCUGGACAAGGUCUUACCAUGUGAAAAGCAUGAGGAAGGUCUAUGAAAAGAAUGUGAAUUAUGUGAUCCUAUACACACUGUUUUCACAUGCUCUACAUUCUUUUCUUGAAGCCUGCAUUUGAAAAAGUCUGGACCCUUGCAUGUGCAUUAGUGCCUUGAGGGCGAUUUGUCCCUCAAGUUAAACAGCUGCCAAUCUCUAACUCAGAACCUCCCUUUGGGAUGCCAUAGAAAUGACCUAUUUAAUUUGUUUCAAAUAAACUUUGCAAAUGUUGUCUUCAACUGUAAAGAUGUGUCAUAAAUUGGAAGAAUUGCACUGAGUUUUUUAUUUUGUCAAAAAUAAGAUGGAGUUCAAUGGAAUUAGUACUGAGUGAAAAUCUAUUUCCUCUAAAUUUCCUAACAAAAAUAAAUUAAGGAUAUUCCUGAGAGAAAUGCAUUACAAUCUGUGACAACAAUGUUCCAGAUAACUGCUAAAGAGUGCCCAAUGUAAAAUCAAUUGAAACAGAACUUUAGUAAACCCACCAGUCCUCCCUCCCUCCCUCUCUCCCUUCCUUUGCUCCCCUUUGGUGCCCCACCCCCUCCAUGAAAGUACCAGUAUUUUUAGGGUGGUUGUGAAGAGGAUAUAUGUUCCAAAGAUUUUAUUUUAAUGAUUCAACCAACUUGUGAACUUUUCAAUCUUUUUUCUUUUUAGUUACAUUUUGCUUUUCAAGAUGCUAAAAAUUUGUAUAUGGUUAUGGAUUACAUGGCUGGUGAGUGAAACAUAUACUGUUAAUGUUAUAAAUUAUGCUGGUAGUUCCUGAAUGAGUGUAUAUCCUUGGUGUCAAUGUGAGAAUUUCUUGCUUCUAUGAAAGAACAUUUCAUUAUGUUUGAUGAAUGAGAGAGACUUCUUUCAGAGAAAUUAGAUUGGCCAAAUGCUUAAGUCUAAAUUUUAGCCAGAAAAAUGCUAGAUAAAGUGAUGGACACCAUAUUCUAUAAACUAAUUUACAGAAAGGUUUAAUACAGAUUUUAGUGAGAAUUAAUAAUUAAGAUCUAAGGAGUUUAACCCUUUAACUCCCAAGAUGUGAUUGUUAAUUCUCCCCUCUAGCCACACAUUCCCUUCUAAAAUGUUUGUGAGAAUUUGGUUUUAGACCAAAAUAACAACUUAUGCCUGAUAAGUUUGAGCAUUCCCAUCACCUGUUUGCUAGAUGAUGUAUGGAUAUUAUAGGGAGAAGUUACAUGCUAAUCACCUCUGGGAUUUAAAGGGUUAGGAGUAAAAAGGUACUUUAGUGGGGGUGUCUGCCUUCCCAAGCUUGUUUUAGUAAUGAUGAAUUUUGUGGCAUUGGUUUUGAAAUUCUGAAAGAAAAAAAAUAUACUGUCUAAUGAAGAAUUUUUAAUCAGAAAAUUUGUUAUCUUUGUAGGAGGGGAUUUGGUGAAUCUUAUGAGUAACUACGACAUUCCCGAAAAGUGGGCCAAGUUCUACGGUGCUGAAGUGGUGUUAGCACUUGAUGCUAUUCACAGCAUGGGGUUCAUUCACAGGUAUUGUCAGAAGGUUUGAUCAUUUAGUAGGAUUGUUGCUCAGUGUCAGAAAUUUCAUGAUUGUUAAAUAACAUAAUCUGACGAAUUAGCUUAAAUCUUGAUGUAGUGAUUGUUGUAAGAAAUGGGAAAGAGGAUGAUCCUGUCCGUAGCUUGUCAUAGACAUUUUGAUUCUUUUUCUUUUUCUUUUUCUUUUUUUUUUUUUACUUUAUUGCUCAAAUAGCUAAAAUCAUCUGUCAUGACUUCUAGUGUAAUUGUCUAAAAAUUGUCCUUUUAUGUUUUUAUUCUCAUGCAGGGAUGUAAAACCGGACAACAUGCUUCUGGAUAAACAAGGUCACCUCAAGCUUGCAGAUUUUGGAACAUGUAUGAGAAUGGACAAGGUACAAGUUACUAGUACUUCAUUUUGACUUGCUUAACUUGACUUGGGUAAAAGGAGAGUUUCAAAGUAGGCAGCUGCACUGAUGAUGUUAGCAACCAGCGUCAGAGAUACAAACCUAUAACUGAGCCUGGGAGCUUGCUCUGUCAGCUAAUGGCUAAAUUAAUUUUAAGUUCUAUUAAAUAUGCUACUUUUUGCAAUCUAUAGGUUUUUUCCUCUCUUAAUUACAGUACAUCAAGAGUUGAUCUUAAGGUUCUCUGUAGAAAGGAGUCAUUAAAUUUAUUCAUUCUAUUAAUCAACCCAGUUGAGUUUUAUUCACUUUGUUUGAAUCCAAAGGGGGUGUUAUUUCAAGAAUUGAUUCUUCUCUUUCUCUUGAACAACUGCUAAGCAGGUCAGCCAGCCAGUUUCUUUAAGACACUUUGUAAACUUUGAAAAAUUGUCUUGUAGGAUGGAAUGGUAAGAUCAGACACAGCUGUUGGUACACCAGAUUACAUCUCUCCAGAGGUAAGAAAAAUGGCAAACAAUAAAGCAGAUUGUACAGCUCUGUUGAACUAAGAAACUGAGGUCUAUUUUUUCCACCAGGUUCUCAAAUCCCAAGGUGGUGAAGGCUAUUAUGGCCGUGAAUGUGACUGGUGGAGUGUUGGGGUAUUCUUAUACGAGUUACUAAUUGGUAGGUUUUGUAUAAUUUUAUAAAUACUUUUCUGUUACAAGAAUUUAAAUGUUUUAUACCUUCUUGCCAGCUCUGCCCAUAGCCCUUUCAGCAAGAUCUCAACUUUUGAAAAUAUUGCACAAACUUCAUUGUCAGAUAGUUAGAUGAGAAGCUUGCAUUAGUUAUAGACACUUCGAAUAGGUUUUUAGUUUUUCUUUGGAUCUUUGAUCAUUCUUUCCUUGUGUUGAAUUUCAAAUUUUUUCAGGUGACACUCCAUUUUAUGCUGACUCACUCGUAGGAACCUAUGGUAUGUCAAUUUUUUCAUUCAGUUGUUUUCAAUACCAACCUUGCAAACGAGGGUUUGGUGUCAUAGAUCUCUGCUGGUCUACUUGAUCUUGCCAUACUUGUCAGAAGGAAAUCUGAGUCCAGAUUUGUUAAUCUUUCCUUGAGACUACUGUAGAUUGGUUUUUGGAUGGUCUCUGACUCAAACUUCCAUCCUGUGCUCAUUGGAAAGAACACAGAAAACAAACUUGAGACCAUCCAAGAAUCAAACUUUGCACAUCCAGGCCAUUUCAGUGAAAAUGAAAUUCCCUGCCAUUUUUACCUGGAAAAGCACUUUUGAAGUUUUGGACUUGUCAGUGUGGCACUUACUUGGGGAAAAGGCUUAGUUGGGGGUGGUACUUAGUUUCACUUUUCAUUUGCAACAAGCUUAGUUUACAAUGCCAUCUUUUUUAAACCAUCAAUGAUAUCAACAGUCAAAUAACUUAUGGAUGACAAAGUCAGUUCUUUCUUUUUUUGUGUGGUUGGUGUUUGAUUGUAGCAAAAGUAAGGUACAGUUGCAACUCCAGGUAAUUUCUUUCCUAUAUGGUAUUUGCUUGAGCAAUUUUUAUUCAAUUUUUUUCAGGAAAAAUUAUGGAUCACAAAAACUCACUACAGUUUCCUGAUGACAUUGAGAUUUCAAAAGAAGCCAAGCAUUUAAUUUGUAGUUUUCUUACUGACAGGUAAUCUGUUGGCAUAAGUUUCUGAAGAAUACCCAUUCUCUUAAGACCAAAGGAAUUCCUCUUUAAAAUCACCUUUUAGCUGUCAAUUAUUGAAGGGAAAAUCACUUUGGAGCAUGCAGUGGCAGUAACACUUAGUAAGCUUGUCUCUGGGUCUAAAAGUUUUGGGUUAGGCCCUCACUGAUGCCUUUUUGUCAGACUUGUACAGCAUCCCCCCCCCCUCUCCACUCAGGAGUAUAGAUGUAUCCCAGUAAACUGCAAGGAGAACCCAAUAGUAUGGUUAGGAAGGGAGGGGGAAGUAAUCCAUGAUGGAAUAGUAUUCCAUCCACCCUAUAUUCUUAGUUUUUUCAUGCCAUGAAAACCUUAUGACCAUACAUGAUUAGAACUUCAUCCAUAUGUAUUGAGUAUUGAUUUUGUUAAAGAAAAUUACUGAAUGUCAUAUUCCUUGCCAUGCACCUCGAAAAUAAAAAUUCACUCUAAUUAGAUUUUCUUUAAAACUGCAAUUCCUCUUGCUGAACAGCACUCCACCAGAAUUUUACAAAUUACAUCAACUGGUUUUAUUGCAGCUAUUUUCUUUGAAGGAGUUGCAUUGCCAGACAGUUUGAUUUGAAACUGAUUCUAACCACAUGUGUUAAUUAUUUGUAGAACACAAAGAAUUGGUCAGAAAGGAAUAGCAGAAAUACAAAAACAUAAAUUUUUUGUCAAUGACCAGUGGGAAUGGGAUACCAUCAGAGAGGGUAAUUAUUGCAAUCAAUAUUUAAUUAAUAUCUGAUUUACAAUCAACACUUUAACAAAUGUUAUUGCCAUAAAGAAUCUAAUUAUCUCCCUCUUCAUUGUUUAAGCUACUGGUCUCUAACUUCAAAUUUUAAUCAGCUUUCCUUUUUCUCCACCCUGUUAAAAAACCCCUCAACUAGUAGUUUAAUGUCAUCCCUGUGUGUUGCACUUAAUUAGGGUACACUGAGGCUUACCUGUUAACUGUUGAGCAGUUCUUUUGAACAUAUCACUUCUUUUAUAAUUGCAAUUGAAACUAUGUCCAGUCAGCUGUGAAUUUUGUUCCAUUUUGUGGUUGAGUUUUUUUGAGUAAUAAAAUAUUUAACAAAUAGAUUCUAUGUUGCCAUGCAUCUGUUCAGUAUUAUGUCACAGAUGGCAUUUGUGAUCCAUCACCAUACAGCCCAACUACAACAUGGAAUCUAUUUAUUUUACAUAGUGACAUCGUCUAGGUGUCUUUCCUCCAAUAGAUCAUAAGCAAGAAGCAAUCAAAAUGCUUGUAUAGUUCAGCCCAUCAAAUUAUUGUUUAUUUUUCACAGCUAUUCCUCCUGUGGUCCCAGAGUUGGCCAGUGAUGAUGAUUACUCGCACUUUGAUGACAUUCCUGAUCCUGAUAGUGGAGAGGAGUUCUUUCCAACUCCAAAGGUACUCUUUAGUUUUUGUCAAGUCAGGUGAAAUAACAGUAUCAGCUUAGCUGUAACACAGUAUUGACACUGUUGCAGCCAUUCUGUAUCCAUUUAAUUUAGUGCUGUCAUUUGGGGCUAGUGUAAGAUGUUUCAAGUACUUUUAAAUGUUAGGUGUCAUUCAGCAUGCCAAAUGAGCUGGGUUCAUGCAUUGAAAAUUAAAACUUGUUGAUACAAGACAUUACUUGGCUUGUUCAGUGCAACUCCACUUAGAUAUAAUUGGGUAAUACUCUUGUAAUUGAGGCAUGAUAAUUGAAACAGUGCUUUUUUGACAAGAGUAUCAACAGAAAUCAAGACAGAACAGGGUUGUUUUUUCAUCAAGUAGCCAGUUAACAUUUUGCAGGAGAAGAUCAAGUGAAAGAAGUAAAUGGCCUUUUUAGUACACUAAAUUUUGUCAUGUGUGAAAUUAUUUGGCAGGCGUUUGCUGGGAAUCAUCUUCCUUUCAUAGGAUUCAGUUAUUCAGAGAGUGUUGAGUAAGUCUGUAUAGUCUGUAAAAAUCAAUUUUCAAUUUAUGUGGGCAAAUGACCCAUAUAUUUUGAUUGUGUGUCUGGCUGUUUCACUAGCCUCAUGUUCCUGAUGUACUUUAUCUAAUGCACAGUUGAACAGUGACAGAAGGCUGUAGAAAGAAGUAUUGACUCUCACUAAUUUAUUGCAUUUCAUAUUUAUUUAGAUGGGGUAACUUUCAAGGCAAAGCAGGUUCAGAUGGAAUGGUGAGGAUGGUAAAAAGACACUCUCUCUUUCCUCUGCCUUCAAUUUUUGGUUUCAUUUACCAUCUAAUAUGACAAGAUAAAGUAAUUUUUUUCUUCACUUCCUCAGGAUGGAAGUAGUUCUGGUGGUGGGAAUGACAGUCGCUCAAAGGUAAUUCUCUUUCAAGGCAUUUUUUUCCUACUUGACAUUGACUGAGGCAUCACUGUGAUACAUGCCUGCAAAUAAUAGUUAGCUUAUGAGUAAUACUGUCUAGCUGUGGCUUGCUGCAACUGCUAUGAACUUCUCUUACAUUUUAAUCUUGCAGCUUGAAGCAGCUAACCGUAGAAUCAGAGAUUUGGAAGAGCAGGUUUCAGUGGAAAUGCAAGCUAAAGAUGAGCUGGAUCAUAAUUACAGGUCAGAGAACCUUGAGUUACCAACUUACUAACAACAACCACCUAGGACACCUCAGGAUCAAGGAAAUGUUUACACCUUAUUUGUACAUCCUUGGUGAUCUAAGGGAUUUGAAGACGAUCAUGAUCUUUUACAUGCAAGUCUGCAAGGUUAAGGACAGUAAGAGAACACAUAUGUCAACAUUUGCAUACCAUGCUUUGUUAACAAAAGUGGUUUAAUGUCAAAUGGAGAUUGUCAAUAAUCAUCAUUUUUUUCCUAGAUUGAACAAUGAAUAUUUUGAUAUUUCAGUAACAUUGAAAAAAAUGAAGCCAGUGCAAUAUGUAAGAAACUGAGUAGACAAUUUUGUGAUACCAUUAGCUGUAAGAAAGACUUAGUUUUGUUUACUUUUGUUUUUUUUUUGCUUUCACAGAGUGGUGAGCACCAAGCUCGAUAAAGUCAUAAAAGAAUUAGACAGUGAGGUGAGGAUCUUGACAAACCUUUACUCUCAUAAGUGACCAAGUCAGAAUUUUUCCUUACAACAUCAAUACAAUAUCAAGCAAACAAGUGAUGGGUGCAAAGAAAAAUACCGAUUAUAGGAUUAUUAGCUGAUCCAAUAGUAAAUUUAAAAAAAAUCUUAAAAAUUGUAUGGCAAACUGUAAGGAGAAUAACUAAUGAGAUUGUGGCACUGAAAGUGUUAGCAAAAGAGGACAACUUUACUCUUACUUUUUAGUUUAUUGUUCUUCAAAUUUUGAUUUGUCUGAUCCAAAUGUCCUGUGUUUUAGUUGGAAGCAAAAAGGAGAGUAGAAUCAUCAAACAGAGAGCUUGAAAGAAGUGCUGCAAUUUUUAAACAUGACUUAAAGGAGGUAAGUUUCAUUGUGUGUAAUUUUGCAAAUUUCACAAUAUGGUGUCAUUGUGUAAAUGAGAGUCAUCCAACUUUAACAUUGGGCUCUGUUACAAUCUUUAGGCACAGAGAAGGUCUGAGUUUGAAGCAGAAGCCAAGAGAAAGGUAAUUUAAUUAACAGGGGUAUUGAGCUUGUUACAUUGAUGUUGAUUAAGCUUUCUAUCCUGAUUUUCACCUUUUCUUCUGAAUUUUAUCAUUUAAUACUUUUGAAGCUUGAAGGCAAAGUCCAGGAACUUCAAAGCCGUCUUGAUGCAGAGCUUGAUGCGCGGGAUAGAAUUUCCCAGUCGUCACAGAGUGUCCAGUCUAAGAUAACCCAACAAGAGAAACAGAUCCAUGAGCUGACAGAACAGCUCAGGGUGGAAACUGAUACACACACCAAGAAUAAAAAAUUAUAUAGUGAUUUACAAAAGGUAUGUGUGAUACUUAAAGUGCACUUGAGAGGAAAUAAAUUCAGUAUGAUAAUACAACAUGUAGAUGUCCUCUUUUCACUUAACUAAUUAUAUAGCUUAGUUACAGCUGUGUUUUCACUAUGAAGGAGGUACUGACCAAAGGUUACCCAAACAUUUUGCCAGUGCUGACAUAUAUGGGUGUUUCAUAAUUCAUAUGAAGGCAGAAAAGAGGACAGAUUAAAAUACACUGAAGGGGAACUGAUUGCCAACUUUUUUGGAAUGAUAAUAGUCAUCUGAAUACUCUGAGUUGAAAUCAAUUUGAAUAAUCCUUGUGUUGUGGUGAGGGUUGUAAAGAAGCUGAAAGUAUGGAAAUCUAUGUUUUUCAAUUUCAACUCCUUCCUCAUAAUAAUUUUGUGGUCUUGUUCUCUCUCUUGUGCAGUCUUACACAGUGAUGGAGAGAACUUAUGGAGAUUUACAGGACAAGAAUAGAAUCAUAAGUGAACAAAAGGUAUUUUAUUCUGGUUCUCAUGCUUAAAUUUUGAAAUUUAGGCAUCCACUUGUUUCUUUAAUUUUAGUAACCUUUGAGGUGUUUUGGCAUUAUUGCAGUUGGUUAAAUAUGUUAAUGAUUAUGGGCUUCAGUAUAAGUGGGGUAUGGGGGGUCCACUGCCACCUAUAAGAUCCAUCACCCCCAUCUGUUUAGCCUUAGAGUGGGCUUUUGUCCUGAUGGCUCAGCCACCUACUGUACCAUCGGCAGCCAUGUAUGGAAAAAAUUAUUGAAACCCUUGAUGGAACCUGUUUUGUUUUGUCAUCUUUAAACAGCUUAGCUUAGAGAGAGAACUCAUUAAGAUACAAGGAAAUCUUGAAGCAGAGAUGAACAUGAGAGGCCAAGCAAACAGUGCAAAAGCAGACAUUGAAAGUAAGUGGCUGUUGCUAUUAGUUUAUGUGGUUGUGUGUUGAUUGGCUUAUGGUUCCUUCAUGGUUGCAUUGUUUUAAUUCAUAUCUUUUGACACUAUGAUCGGAUCAUUCUGCAAAGAAGUCAGAUUGUUGCACAAUUAUAAGAACUUUCAUUUUCAGAAACUAGAAGCUCAAGAACCAAGUCAAUAGAUUGUAUUUCUCCUUCCUUGCAGGCCAGAACAGAGUAUUGAAAGAGGAGCUUGACCAUUUACGGGCACGAUCGGCAUCAGAUGCCAAACUACAGCAAAAGCUUCAACAGGAUCUAAUUAAUCUUGAGAAAGUAAGUGAAGUUUUUCAGUUCACACCUCAAUUAUUUUGCCACUUGUAUAAAUUCAACGCUGUUAAAUUUAUGUUAAUCUCUUGUUUUUCUAGGCUAAGGCUAACACUGAGUAUGAACUGAAGUCCAUCCAGAAUAAAUUCGAUAAGAUCACUCUAGAAUACAAGGUAUGAGCUGUCUCAUCUUCAUGAGAUUUUUGGUAAAUACUCCUUCUGAAUGGAUGUCUAUUUAACAAAGUAUCAAUAACAAACUGUACUACAUGUAAUCAAAAAUGCCAUGGUGACAUACAUGUGAAUAAGAGUAAGAUGUCUAUUUAACAAAGUAUCAAUAACAAACUGUACUACAUGUAAUCAAAAAUGCCAUGGUGACAUACGUGUGAAUAAGAGUAAGAUGUCUAUUUAACAAAGUAUCAAUAACAAACUGUACUACAUUUAAUCAAAAAUGCCAUGGUGACAUACGUGUGAAUAAGAGUAACAACAUGAGAGAUAAAAGUAGGACCAAGCCUUUGGUAAAGCAGCAAGAUUCAAUCAGCUACCUACACUGUACAAUCUUCAAGACAAAUAUGUUUAAAGCACUGGGCGCAUUCUCUUCUCCCUUUCCCCCUCUUCUUUUAUCCUCCCUUCCCCUCCUUCUUUUUCCCUUCUCUCCUUACAUUGCUAUAUCCAAAAUUAAAGUAAUUUUGUAUCAGGUAGGGGUUGGGGGGGGGGGGGCGGGGAUAUAUGGAAUUGCUAUUAUUCACUGAAAAUAGGGUGUCACAAACAUUUUGUUGAUGAUUGUAAGCUGCUGCCCAUAGAAUAUGGCUUGAUAAUCGUGACUGGCUCUAGCAUUCCACAGCAGACAUACCCCUACUAUUCAUACAUUGUGUUUGUGUGAGAAGGGCGGUGGCCAGCACCUAGCUGCUCAGUAUUGUUUUCAGAGAUUCAUUCUCUCACCUACCAGUGUAUCAGCCAGGUGAACUACUUUUUUUUCUUCUUGUUUUGCAGCAACAACUUGCCAGUUAUCAAACAGAAAAGAACAGAUUAUCACUAACUUUGGAAGAAAGGACUGAGCAAGAGAGAGCUGAGCAAAGUAAAACGCUGGAAAGACUUGAGCAGGAGCUGGUGAUCAGAGAAAAGGCUGAAGCAGCAGCUGCCGAAGCUGAGAGAGAAAGAUCAGUUUUAGCUGUAGAUCUUAAAGACAUGCAACAGAGACUGGAGAGAUUAAAACAGGAGUACAAUGCUCUUCAGGAUAAGGUGAGAAAUGAAGGACGACGAUGAACAAACAUUUUCAGGCAUAAUCUAACUAUUUAAAAGGUUAGUUGUACCUUUCCUUAGGAAGCUUAACUGUGACUAAUGUAAAAUAUUUGUUCACUUUUUUCGCCAGAAUAAAAGUCUGAAUGCUACUUUAGACACGGAGAACCAACGGCGAACACAACUGGAGAGUGACUUGAAAGUGAAUGCUCAGGAAAUAGCUGCGCUGAGGGCAACAGAGAAGCAACUUGCUAAGGUUGGUAUCAUAACUGGCUUAAAUUAUAUAAGUUUCGCAAAAAUCUUUAUUAACCUGUAGGAAAUGUCUAGUAAAGAUACUGCCAUUUUGCAGGUGAACUCCUUUUGAAAACCUGCUUCGCGCAUGAAUUAUCGGUAAUAUAUGUUUGAUUCUUGUACAAGUUGACGACCAUAUUCCUUGUAUUGGUUUUUUCAGCAAGUGGAAGAUCUGUUGGAGGAACGGAAACAGUUGGAAGAUGCUUGUACAAAACUCAAAAGGUAAAAUAUUCCACCAAAUAACAUCUUUCCUGGCCUGCAUAGCUGUUGUACAAAAGGGAGGAGAGGCUUGUGUUAGUUUAAAUUCCCCUCCAUCCCCACCCUCAUCUUGUAUGCCUACCACUAAGGUGAAAUCUUUCCUGACGAGUUCAAUCGAGCUGAGUGCUUUUGAUGUGGUAAAUCUGGCUGAAAUGGAGGCACAGUAGAGUCGCUCUUUUAGGAAACGUCUGUUAGAAGACGCCUUCAGUGAAGGGACGCUUUCUAAGGAGACACUUAAUAGUUGUGAGGGUGACUGGAGGUUCCCUCUGUAUUGGUUCUUCCUUUAUUGCACACUAAAGUAUGGUAAUGUGUAAUCAAACCAGCGACCUGAAGGAUAGACAGGUCGUAAUUAUAAACAGGACGGUCCGAUUGAUCGAUUGUUAGAGAUGGAAGGCCGCCGUAAUAUGAUAGUUACUCCGAUGUACACAAAGUGAAAUAAGCAGCUCACUUCUGUUCUUUUUCUUUCACUUACUCAGUGCAAGUGCUGUGGAUGAUCUACAAAUGAAAGAGCUUCAAGACCAACUAGAGGCAGAAACGUACUUCUCGGUAGGAUAUAAAUUUUGGUAUUCAACCCUAGCAGCUUAAAAUAAACCAUAGUUUCUCUUGGAAAUGUGGCGCCUGUUUCUCAAAACCUGUGAAAACAUUACCAGCAUGAAACUAAAAAUAUUAAAAAUUUGUAUGACGUUCAGUGUACCCAAGGCAGAUCGUUAUUCAGGUUGUUAUUUUUAUCAUCCAGUCUAUUGAUUGUAUGAAGAAUUUUCACUUUCAAUUGAAUUUUACCCCUUUCAGACUCUGUACAAAACCCAAGUGAAAGAACUCCGAGAGGAAGUUGACGAAAAAACCAAGCAGAUGUUGGAUAUGAGCAAGGAGUUACGUCAGCUGAGUGACGACAGGUCAGGAAAGUGGAGCAAGACGGGGUUGGGAGACCAUAAAGUGUAUUAGUGAUAGCAACUAUUUGAACAGGCCAAACUUUUAUGGGUGCUUAUCGGUAUUCAUAGUUACGUGGUCAUAUCACUGUGUUCUGAAAGAGAGCUAUACUUAAAAAAGAUCCCAAAGAGAAGAAGAAACUACUUUUUCUUUCCGUCAGUAAUAAACUUUCCGUUUUUGUUUCCGUAAAAAUGAAGAAGGACCUCUUCUCACUGAAAAUAAAAUUUUAUGUCUGUAGAGAGUCUCUCUCUGCCCAGUUGGAGUUGACGCUAACCAUGGUGGACUCUGAACAGCUGGCGAGGUCCAUCGCUGAAGAACAGGUAGGGUGUUUGUGAUUGAAGAAUUUUCACUUGAUUUUCGUCAGAAAUCCGGCUGGGAAGGAGAUUGUAGUUGUUGCAUGACUUACUGAGAGACCAUAGGGGGUGUAAAGAUAGAUUUGCAGUUGUUAUCAGCAGUGAUGUAUUCUUUUGUACGCAGUACUCGGAUCUAGAGAAAGAAAAAACGAUGAUUGAGCUAGAGGUCAAAGAAUUGAUCGCGAGACACAAGAGCGACAUGUCAGAGAAAGGGGCUCAGAUCUCUCAGCUGGAAGAACUGAACCAGCAACUGACAGGCAACUUGGAGCAGAAAAUAACUGAUAAAGACGAGCUCAAUACCAAAAUUAAGGCCUUGCAAGAAGGUGAGACGUUUGCAAUCCGUUUUGAUCUGCUCUAUCCUAGGCUACCCCUGUGUCGCCUUGUAUUAUUAUGGCGUUACUCGUGUUGUGCUGUCUUUCUGAACUAAUAUUUUACAUUUCCUAUCAAGCUGGAGAUAGUUUUGUUUGUGUUAACUCGAAAUGAAGUGUCGUGGUUUCGUUAACCCUUCACUCUCAAGAUUUAAAUAUCAAUAUUCCUCUUUACCUACAGUAACAUUUCUGAUAUUUUUUGCUUUGAUAAUUUUUUGGCCAAUCAGUGUCCUCUGGGCCACAUUUUUCUUUCUUCACAUCACUUUCCUCGUGGACAGUGUACUAAUGCUUCGAGGAAAAAUUACUUAUUGCUUGCUCCUGUGAUUGAAAAAGUUAAGCUAAAUUCUUCUCACCACAUUUGUUUGCAGAGCUGGAAAAAUCUAAGGAUAACAGCAAAGAUAUCGAGGACGCCACCAAGGAGUUACGAAAGCAACUGCAUAUAGAGAAAACUUUGAAGACUCAGGCAGUGAACAAACUUGCGGAGAUAAUGAACAGGAAAGACCUGAUGCAGAACGCGAGUAGGAAGAGAAAAGCUACUUCUGACGACCUGCGGAAGAAGGAGAAAGAAUGUAGAAAACUACAUCAAGAGCUGGGAGCAGUAAGUACACUAAUCAAAGAUGGAGCAAUGGCAUCCGACUGUUCCGAGUGUAAGCGUCGUAAAACUGAAAACAAAGAAAUCACAACAGCCAAUCAGAAGAAAGGAAAAUACCCUUAGGAACCAAUAAGAACUCAACUGAAACCAACUAAACUGCUAAAGCGCGGGAAAACGAGGGCGACCAAGUUGUGAUUGGUUUAAGGUUUAGUUCUGAUUGAUCGAGAGGGUGGCACAAAUUUUCUGGAUCAAUCACAGAGCGAAGUAAGGCAAAAAUAAAGCAAUAAUGGCUUACUUUCGAUACUUAAUCGAAAAUUUCUCUAACGAUUAUCCUGGAUUACAUAGGUUUCGCUAUGCUUCGUAAUAUGAUUGGUCUCAGGUGGGAAAUCUCGCUUGCCUCCAAAACCGAUCAGUCGCUAAAUUCGCUGUACGCCUUAAGGGUUUCAUGAAGUUGAAUCAUUCUAUCCGUUGACAUAUCUUGGUCAGAACGUAAACAACACGCGCGAAAGACCAGACUCUAUGUAGGAGAGCUCCCACCGGCCUUUUCGCGUGGCCUUUGGCUUGCGGUUGCCAGUCUGAAUCAUUUGCACCAGCUUUUUAGACCAGAGCCACUCAGUUGUUCAAUCUUUGUUCAUGUUAACUUUAAUAUGUCUUCAGGAACGUGAGAAGUAUGGCCAGAUGGUGACAAAGUUCCAAGGACAGUUAGCGGAAUAUCAGAUGAAUCUUCAGAUGGAGACAGAGCAGAGACAGAAAAUGCAGGUGAGUGUAACCUGCUUUUGGAUAUUCCUGACCAGGUGCAGUCUUAACAAGCCGAAACAAACCAGUGAGACGUUUUUUAUUACCUUGACAUUCCUUGGUAAAUGGUCUCGACCAGUAUAUUGCCAGAUAUGAUGAGUAGUUGUCCAUUUAAUCAUGUGUGCUAGGAUUUAGUGGGCUUUGCCCCUCACCUUUUGGCCCUCAAGUUCAUUUGGAUCGAGUACCAACAAAGCUUUAGUUUUACCAUUUCGUCUUUUCCAAUUUAACCAUAUCGAUAAUUCUUCACAAAAUCGCUUUUCCGAGCUCCUAAGAUUUUAACGAACGACCGGAAACAUACUUUGCCGACCGUUUACAAAGUGAGGUUCGUUUCCCUUCAAAUGGUUAAAUUAUCUGAGAAAAUCAAGGAGCACACUAAAGGGAAGUGUUCUGUGGCGGUCUUAAGGGUAAUUAUUAUUUUUUCUGUUUUAAGAUGGAGCUGGAUUCAAAAGAUCUUUCGAUCGAAAGACUGAACUCCCAGAUUAAACAAAAGGCGCUUAAUACAAGCAUAACUGAUGACGAUGCCCUCUCUGUUUCAGGUAACACAAUAUUCUGCGUUAAACAUGAUGAUUUUUUCUCUUGCAUUGCUGUGAUGUCCGUCGGUAUUUAGUCCGUUUCUUUUUCACUCUUUUCUUUCCAGUCCAUAUGCCCAAAGAAGGAUGGGUUUCCAUUCCAAACAAACAGAAUAUAAAAAGAUAUGGUUGGAAAAGACAAGUGAGUACUCAUCUUAUUACUUCAUCUUUCAAGUAGCAUUAAAUAAAGUGGAAAAACAAAUUUCCAUUUUACAGUUUUUUUGACAGGAGCCGAAAGAUGAGUAUAACGACAGUAACUGCGCACCUACUCCUCCCCUUAUCAAACAACAGUCAACUGAUAACAAGUUAGGUUUAAUGUUAGGUUAGGGGAGGAGUAGGUGCGCAGUUGGUCAGAUUCUUACAUCGAUCCGAUAUUUGUACAUUCAACACUCUCAGUACUUUUGAACGGAGAAUUGCAUGAGAGUUAGAUGGCUGAUCGUGAACUGGCAUCAGAGGAAGAAAUAAUUGAUUCAGCCCCAAGGAGAGUUAAUUAAAAUGACCGCCAAAAGUUUCAUUAUCCGCAUUUCAUUUAAGUUUUCUUGUUGUGAUUCAUUUGGAUGUCUUAGUGUCAAUAUCAUUUUGCCUUUUUUUUUUUGCUUGAUUGUUUUGCAGUAUUUAGUCGUUAGCAAUCGCAAGAUUUUUUUCUAUAACUCGGAUGCUGAUCAUAAAAGUAGUUCAACACCCUCCAUCAUUUUAGAAAUCAGGUAAGCUACUUUCCAAUAGUGAUAUCUGUCUGUGUUUAGGUACACUUCCAGUCGCUGUGCUGGAAAAAUAAGGCUCAGUCUAAAAUAAGCUCACUGUAGUGGAACAAAACUAAAUAAACCCGGAUUUUUUUUAAACACAAUCGAAAAUUACUCUAUCACAAGGAGCUAAUGGUGAUUCCAAACAAACAUUGACCCAGCGUAACUGCUGAAGAAGAGUUGGUACUAUACGUGGGCAUUAUGAGACAUAGCCAAUCACAUUUCAGUGUUAUGUACCAUGUGAUACAAAAUCCUUUAACCUGAUUGGCUAUGACCCAUAGUGCCCCUGUAUACCACUAGUGUUGUAUCUGAUUGGUCCAGUGGGUGGCGCUGAAGCAAAACCACCUAGUUCGAAAUUGCUUUCAAUACUCAAUCGAAAACCGUUCUUAUCCAAGUGUAACACUGUAAAUUAAGGAAACCCUAUUGUAUUUGCUAGAGGGGUUUCUCACAAAUGCUUGCGUUUCACUUGACAGUAAAUUAUUUCACGUGAGAUCAGUAACGCAAGGCGAUGUCAUACGUGCCGAUGCCAAAGAUAUUCCUAGGAUAUUUCAGGUAAGUGUUGCGUGACCAAUGUCACAUUGCCUUGUUGUACUUUUUGUCUGAGUGACUAGAUAAGUUGCUGUUAUUUGUUUCAGCACUAGCCUCCGGCGCCUUUCUUGCUGUGUAUGAAGUGUUAUAUUUCGAUGUUCGGGUUUCUUUGUCGUUAUUCCUUGACCAUUUCGAUGUCGAGUUACAUGCUUGGAAAAUAAGGCGUUUUAAAAACAAAGUAAUUUUUAAUUUGCAGAUUUUAUACGCUAAUGAGGCCGAGAGCAUUAACCCUGUGGAAAAAGACAAAGAGGACCCACAGUCUGAGGUAUUCAUAGUGGAAUUUAAACUAAGGGUGUGGUCGUUUUUGCAAGGGGAGGGUGCUCCUCAGGGUGUAUGUAACCUUGAUAAUAAAACAACGUGGAACGCCUUUGAAUGAAAGGAAGACUCUCGUGUAAGCCUCCUUUCCCUUUCCCUUUCCCCCACCCCCCACCCCUCCCCCUGACUGCUGGAAAAUCGUGCCUACUUCUCUGAUUAUCUCCUUAACCGUUAAAACCCUAGGCCUGUGACUGGUGUCUAAUUUCUCCUUACAAUAUCACCCCUGAAUCACACAUUAAGUUCAUGAGAAUGAAGGAAAUGAUACCUAACAAAAGAAGCUUUUGGUCAGUAAACAAAUUCUCCUUGUCGGCACCUUUAGAAAUGUAUGAUGAACUGUAUGGAGAAUAUGUAUACUGAUAUUAGGGUGUAAAUGGUUAACUCUCAUCUCUACAAUGUGUUCCAGUAACAUCGUUUGAAUGGCACUUUUAAACUAAAAAACUCUUGGAGAGGUCUUUGUUCUUUCCUGCAUCUCGUGGUCUUGAAUUUAAACUCCUCGCUGCCUUUGGCCCAAACUCUUUUCAAUAUCAGUAGUUACGUCAAGGUCAUCGUAACGUUUUGUGCUGAAGAUUGCUGCAAAUGUUUAUGAUUUUCAGGAUCGCAUGAAUGCCAUCGACUACAUGAGGCAUCAGUUCAUACCCAUGCACUAUCACAUGCCUACAAACUGUGACUCUUGCAACAAGCCUCUAUGGCACAUGUUCAAACCUCCUCCAGCAGUAGAGUGCAGACGUAAGUAAAUUAACCCUUUAGCCCCUGAUUAGUGACUAGCAUCUAAAUUCUCCCUACAGUAUUAACCAUGAAUCAAGCAUUAUUGUCGUGAGAAUAGAGGGAAUGAUCGCCAAUUAAAAAAGCCCUUGAUUGCUCAAGAACUAACCAAGAGUUCCAUUUGUUCAUUUCUGUUUGUUUUACAGUCCAGUGUAAUUACUCUGUUGCGUCUGGAUAAAUCCCUUGGAACGCGUAUUUCGUGGAAGUUUCCUCUUUACAAUUCGAGAAUGAUGAAAAGCACUUAUUUCUGUUGUCUAGUUCGCUAAUUUUCGUAUGUGUAUGUCUUCAGGUUGUCAUAUGAAGUGUCACAAGGACCAUGUCGAUAGAGAAGAAGCUUGUAUCACCAUGUGCAACCGUAAGUAGUCCUAUAUACUUCUAAAACUUUUUUAAGUCUUUGUUUUCUUAAAGAUUUUACUCUACUUUGAUAGAUCAGCAUGUUAUGAGCGAGUCUUUUUGUUUUAGUUAAUAUGGAUCUGGUCUCAGCCAAGGAACUCUUAGUGCUUGCACAGACUGCGGAUGAACAAAAGCAGUGGGUGUUAUACCUUAGCAAGAAAAUCGUCAGAAAGGAACCGAAAAUUAAAAGUCCUUCUGUGAGGUAAGUUAGGUGCUUUUGAUUAUAUGGUUACUCAGUUUUUAGUAUUAAUUUUUUUCUUUUUUGAGAUUAAUACCAGAGAAAGGAGAGAUUGGGAUAGAGCGCGUACCAUGACGAGGCUAAACGACAGCUGCGAAGGAGACUCAUUGCCUGACCAAAUAGAUAUCCUUGUAAGGCAAGCCACGCAUAUAUACCUACGCGAAACAGAUAAGGUUUAUACCAAGCCGUCGGUAGGUGACUUGUGAAGGAAAGAAGGACGAAGAGCGUGAGCAAAAUGUUUCGGUUCAUUAGUUCUCGUGCGUUCUUCGGGUAGUCAAGACUUGUGUAACACACAUGGGUAAUAAUAGCUGAUCCGCAUCAAUUUUUUUUCUGCUUUUUUCCAAGACUCGGAACCGAAGAGGCCAACAUGAGAAGAAACAUGGCAGAAAGGAGCGCCGCCUCACGGCCUGGUGGCACCCAACGGUCGGUAUCUGUCUCUUCAGGAAACAGGAAGAUUACGUGACUCAAACCGGCCAAACCUGAUGUGGUGAGAUCAUGUUGUUUUUUUUCUCUGAGUUAAUUGUGUUAGGUAUUUUGCCGUGCGACUUUCAUUCUUGAAUUAGGCUAGCCUACGCGUAACCGUACCCUCCCCCCCCUUGAGGCGGAGGGUACAGCUACACGUAGGCCAGGAUUAGGCUGAAAGCAGUAUUCAUUGAAGCGCAAAGCUAGGUAAACAGAAACGGAGUAGUGAGGAGAAAAGCGAGCAAUUUAUGCUCAAACAAAACGAAAGAGUCAAACUUGUUGCUGACGUGACUUAGUGAUGAUCGGCCUAGAGGUCGUAAUCGUCUUUCUUAGCUGUUUGUUCAAAGGAGCAUGUCAAAGAUGUUGGUUCACGCACGUAUGAUCGAAAGAGUCGUUGGUGUGACGAAUAUCAGAACUGGUUGAGUCCCGCGUAGUGGGCCCAAAAGGGGUGUGGCCCAUAGUCAGCCGUAAAAGUUUUUUGUUUAUAACGUGUGGAUAUUCUAAGUAAUUUGAUUGUUAUCGCUUUUGAAUGAGAAUCUGUUUAUUUUUUUUUCCCAAACAUAGUCAGCCGAGACUGUCGCCAUGAGUGAACUAAAAGUAAAGCCAGUGAAGAAUAAUGGGAAUCAGUGUAUACUUUAAUGAAACAUAGAAGUGAUAUCCAGCGGUCCUCGGCACUUGACAUCUUUGGUCUAAACUUCUUUGGUCAAACAUUAUGAGCGGUCUCCCUGUGGUCCAUAGUCGUUAGUCCUGAAAAGCAUCAGCGUGCAAGAGCCACAGAACCCCUGCGCUUUUAAAGGAAUACUUUCAUCUUUGAAGCUCGUGCUGUCACGCUUGGGUGGAUGGAACUCUUCAUAUCCUCAGCUCAGAGGAGUUAAGGGACAUGCGCAAAGUGCCCUUCGCCUAGAAUUACUACCCUCUUUUCAAAAUGAAGAAAAUAAUUGUACCUUAAAAACAAUCCAUACCUGUUUCCCACAUUGAAGAAAAAUAUCCCUCGUAGUAUUAGUUAAUACCAGCUACGUUGAUGCAGUUGUAGGUUAUGUUAUGUUAGCCCUUUACCUCCCAAACAUGAUCUGAACGUAAAUUCUCUUUGCGAUAUUCCACACCAUCUACGAGUAGACAGAAGUUCGUUUAUAAGAUGACACUCAGUACUAAAUACUAGGUUCUCAGGACUAGCUAACAGAAAUGUAGAGUUUCAGUUUGGAGAAUUGACUUGUUGAUCUUGGGAGUGUAAGGGUUGAAAUCAUUGUCAAGACUGAUUAAAGCUCUAAAUACUAUCUCGCAACAAAAGGCAUGUCUAAUUAUUAUCCAUGCGAGCGAAACUUAAUAUUUAUUUGUCUCAGAAGCUCGACAAGUGUAAGGUCACUUGAAACUAUGAUUGGUUAAAAGUAUGGUAAGUUUGGCGAACACUUCAAAAGUCCAAGGAAAACGACACUAGAUUAGUAGAGCUUCAAAUAAAGCUGUUGAACCACUUAAUAUUUUCUACGAUAACAAAUAAUUUUACAAAAUCAGGAAGCAAGGCGCGUGGUGUAGACUUAGAUUUCGAUCUGCGAGUGUCCAGCCCAAAGUUCAACGUUCAUCGGAAGUUACUGAUUGUUCCUUGUUUUAAACUGUCCGACUUCGUUAGUACUAGUAAUUUAUUGUUCGGAUGGUAUGAUGUAAUCAAUUUAAUUACUCUGAUAUGGAACAAAUAAAUAUUUUCUUGUUCUUUGUAUGUCAUAUCAGGGGCUAUGAAUAGAUCACUUAAUAUUAUCUAGUAUUUUGGCGCUUGUAAGUUAUAAGCUUUUGUUGUUCCUGAUUUCUGGCGUUUUUGCCGACAGGAUGUAGGAAACGUGA
Molecule: messenger RNA, 21713 nt
Organism: Pocillopora meandrina
Lineage: Eukaryota; Metazoa; Cnidaria; Anthozoa; Scleractinia; Pocilloporidae
Source: the annotation of a GenBank genome assembly